Messenger RNA from Macadamia integrifolia, 499 nucleotides. RefSeq names its product reticulon-like protein B21. The record is from RefSeq and is a predicted model, not a curated record. The coding region runs from base 55 to 411 and encodes 118 amino acids. NCBI's taxonomy places the organism in Eukaryota, Viridiplantae, Streptophyta, Magnoliopsida, Proteales, Proteaceae. The transcript has 3 exons.
AUGUAGCACCGAUCAAUUUUCACAUUUCUUCUUUCCUUUUCAGUGGAUUUGGUGAUGUGGAGAGACGUAUCAAAAUCAGCUUUCGUAUUUGGAGUUGGAACAUUCUUCCUACUCUCUUCCUCUAUCAUCAAAGAUCUCAAUUUUAGCAUGAUUUCUACAAUUUCCUACAUGGGUCUUGUGACUCUUGUCUACCUUGCUGCAAUCUUUUUCUAUAAAUCAAUACUUUGCAGGGGAGCUACAGAUAUGGAUGAUUCAAAUGAGGAAUAUAUAGUAGGGGAACAAGAGGCAAUUUGGGUACAAAAACUGAUCCUUCCCUACUUGAAUGAGUUCCUAUUGAAGCUCAGAAGCAUUUACACUACUUUGUCUUUUUUUUUUUGGGUAAUCCUUUACGCUACUUUCUAUCUUAAGUGAAAGCCCCCAUCAAACGAAAACCCCUUUCCCUCUUUCUCCGACACCAGCCGAGGAAAGCGAAGGCGACGGGCAAGACGAGGGCCUGGAA